CUCCCUCUUUCUCUCUUCCGGCCGGUGACGUGUGUGUGCGGUGCUCGGGAGCGGUGACGUGUCUACGGAUCCUUUUCAUUGCGGGGAUCGGCGGCUGCGAGUCAGUCAGAGGACAGAGCCCGGCAGAAGACAGCAGCAGCACAGCCAAAGCCGGCCAUGGGCAUCAAAUUUCUUGAAGUGAUUAAGCCCUUCUGUGCAAUAUUGCCAGAGAUCCAGAAACCAGAACGAAAGAUCCAAUUUAAAGAAAAAGUAUUAUGGACCGCAAUCACCCUGUUUAUCUUCUUAGUAUGCUGUCAGAUCCCCCUCUUUGGUAUCAUGUCUUCAGACUCUGCAGAUCCCUUUUACUGGAUGAGAGUUAUCCUGGCUUCCAACAGAGGUACCUUAAUGGAACUGGGUAUCUCUCCUAUUGUCACCUCCGGUCUCAUCAUGCAGCUUCUGGCCGGUGCUAAGAUAAUUGAGGUUGGCGACACACCAAAGGACAGAGCUUUAUUCAACGGCGCGCAGAAAUUGUUCGGUAUGAUCAUCACCAUCGGCCAGGCCAUUGUGUACGUGAUGACUGGAAUGUACGGCGAUCCUUCUGAGAUGGGUGCUGGCAUCUGUCUGCUCAUCACUAUCCAGCUCUUUGUGGCCGGUUUGAUUGUCUUACUUCUGGAUGAGCUGCUGCAGAAGGGUUACGGUCUGGGUUCCGGUAUUUCCCUCUUCAUCGCUACCAACAUCUGUGAGACCAUCGUAUGGAAGGCCUUCAGUCCGACCACUGUGAACACUGGCAGAGGCACAGAGUUUGAGGGCGCUAUUAUUGCCCUGUUCCACCUGCUCGCCACUCGUACCGACAAGGUCCGUGCACUCCGGGAAGCCUUUUACCGCCAGAAUCUGCCCAACCUGAUGAACCUGAUCGCUACCAUCUUUGUCUUCGCGGUGGUCAUAUACUUCCAGGGAUUUAGAGUGGACCUGCCCAUCAAAUCUGCCCGGUACCGAGGCCAGUACAACACGUACCCCAUCAAACUGUUCUACACCUCCAACAUCCCCAUCAUCCUGCAAUCCGCUCUGGUCUCCAAUCUGUACGUCAUCUCACAGAUGCUGUCAGCGCGGUUCAGCGGUAACCUGCUGGUGAACCUCCUGGGGACGUGGUCUGAUACUUCCACCGGGGGUCCUGCUCGAGCGUACCCUGUCGGUGGGCUCUGUUAUUUCCUUUCUCCGCCGGAGUCGUUUGGUUCUGUGCUGGAUGAUCCGGUGCAUGCUGUCGUUUACAUCGUCUUCAUGCUGGGCUCCUGCGCUUUCUUCUCCAAGACCUGGAUUGAAGUGUCCGGCUCCUCCGCUAAGGAUGUUGCAAAGCAACUGAAAGAGCAGCAGAUGGUCAUGAGAGGCCACAGGGAGACUUCCAUGGUGCAUGAACUGAACAGGUACAUCCCGACAGCCGCCGCCUUUGGUGGUCUUUGCAUCGGAGCGCUUUCAGUACUUGCCGACUUCUUGGGGGCCAUAGGCUCUGGCACAGGGAUCCUAUUGGCAGUUACCAUCAUCUACCAGUACUUUGAGAUCUUCGUCAAGGAGCAGAGUGAAGUGGGAAGCAUGGGUGCCCUUCUCUUCUAAGCCAUUCAUUACAAGGCCAGUCCGCAGACCGGGGUUGUGAGCUCAUCACAUGACUUGGAAAACCAAUUUUUUGGUGUGUAUUCCAGGGACUUCAGAAAGGGUCGGACACCUUGCCGAGUUGGUGUCAAUUCUCCAACCGCUGUCCUUGAACACCCUGUUUUGUUUAGUUUUUUUGUUUUUGUUUUUACCCGUUUCGGCUCAUUUUAUAUAUUUGUGGACAGUGCAAGAACGUUUUUGUUUUUUUUCCUGGAAAUAUUUUAAUUUUGACUAAUUUGAGCAUGAAUUCAAAACAGGGCAUCUAUUUAAGUCUCGUCUCAAAGACUUCAGGUCGGUUAACGCUUCUGUACAGAGUUUGGAGCAAAGCUAUAUGGGUAUUAUCAGUUUUCAUUUUUUUUUUUUUUUUUUCAAUAAAAACUUUGAAAAUAAGUUGCGUUUUUCCUGCCCAGACUUCACGUUGGAAUUGAAUCAUCUGGUUUUUGUUUUACUGGCCGUAUCAUUCUUUUUACCACACCAAAUUAGAAGGACAACCCAUUCCAAGAGAGAUAACUGUUCAGGAAUGAAUGCAGUGUGAAUUGAGAUCUGACCUAUCAACUGUAGAUUGGCGCGCGCAGCACAAUCCGAGAACUCCUUAAUGUAGCCUUAACGUGACACUAAAGAGUAGUUGCAAUGGGGAUUUCUGUUCUGCUACACUACCUGCAAAGUACACAUCACAUUGACUCCUUACACGUUCACUACGUUGCAGUGAACGGAUUAAGAUUUGGUUCCAGUGGGGUCCAGAAAAAGUGUGCUGUGUAUACACUAUGCGGCACACAAGUGAAGUGUCGUUCAGACAUAUCGCUGCGGCUGUGCAGCACAACUAAUUGCCGAUAUAUCGGAGCAUCGCGCUGGGUGUGUGAGCGGUCAGCCAACCGCCCAUACGCUUGCUGUAUAGGCUGCCGGUGGCUGACAUCGCAUAACUGAGCGGGCACAUGUAAAUGCCAGUGUAGUUGUGACGUCAGGCACAACACAGCGGGCUAACGAUUGGUGUACCCGGCAUAAGUUCGCAAAGUAGUAGCUACAAGGCACUGAACUUGGGUUCCAAGUACAUCUGCUGUUCCACAUAAGGCUUUCUCAAUGGUGAAUCUGUUUUUAUAUAUUGAGGUUUCUUCGCCAGGACACAUAGGGUUCCACAGGGAACAUUGUGGUUGUAGCGCUGUAGUCAUUCUGUAGACCUGUACGUCGCAAUAUGUUCAUAAGGCAAUCUAAGCAGAUCUUGUGUUGUGCAUCCAAUAAGUACUGUUGUCUGAUAAAAUAAUCACCUGACCCCCUCUCUAGUAGUACCACGGGCCAGUUGCUGUGACGAGAAACGUUCCACCAGUAUGCACCAUUGCAGGAGACAGCAGAUGGCCCAUGUAAAUAGAUAUGUUAUUGGGUAAUUAGACCACCUUUAUGCGGCACAAUAAAACAUGGAAGCUGGACUCCAUUUACAUGGCUGAUCUGUAGACCUGACUCAGCACUGAUCCCCAAAUCUCAUGCUAGUUCCAGGUGCGUGAUUAGAAAGACUACACUCCCCAUCUGUUUCUAGAUAUAAUAUUCUCAUAUCUCGAAGUCCAGACACUUAUGUGUGGUUUAUGGGUUACAGUGACAUUUAUUCCCCAUAACAAUGAAUAAGGCAGAGAGAUUGACAAAGUAAGGUGGGAAAAAAGAAUUAUCAAUAUUUAAAUGGAAGUGCAAUAGGGGUGAGAAGUAAAACGCGUUUCGCUGUGCAAGAUCUGUGCGGCUCUGUGUCACUAUCCUGUUCGGUUUUCACCUGUGCACAAGGUAGAACCUAUAAAACCUUUAGCUCAACACGUUGUCUUCACACUUCCUGAUCCAUACUACUCCUGUGGACUGAGGAAUACGGUGACGUGAGGAAGUGCCGCAGGGUUUUUUUUCCCCUGAAUGUCAUAUGGGGAUCCAGUCAUGUGACCAACGCUUUAGUUCCAAUGAACUAUGUCACAGUAGGAUAAUUAGUGAUGUCUGCAGGGAUCUGACACAGGAUCUGCCUAAUUUUACAAUCUCUUUGUAUUCUCACGAGCACCUGUCCCCCUUUUUAUUACUAGGGACUUUUUUUUUUUUCCUAAUGUCAUACCGGUAAAAUAGAGAUCCCUUCAGCCAAUGGCUUUGGUAAUCGAAGGGCUGAAGUUGCAAAACUUGUAAAUAAAAAUAUGGGUGAGAACGGUU
Messenger RNA from Pseudophryne corroboree (corroboree frog), 3789 nucleotides. It is a transcript of the gene SEC61A1, whose product is annotated as SEC61 translocon subunit alpha 1. The transcript is spliced from 12 exons. NCBI's taxonomy places the organism in Eukaryota, Metazoa, Chordata, Amphibia, Anura, Myobatrachidae. The record is from RefSeq and is a predicted model, not a curated record. The coding region runs from base 157 to 1587 and encodes 476 amino acids. Gene Ontology annotation, cellular component: Sec61 translocon complex; membrane. Gene Ontology annotation, biological process: post-translational protein targeting to membrane, translocation; SRP-dependent cotranslational protein targeting to membrane, translocation. Gene Ontology annotation, molecular function: signal sequence receptor activity; transmembrane protein transporter activity; ribosome binding.